This is a messenger RNA of Cryptomeria japonica (Japanese cedar), 1463 nucleotides long. RefSeq lists its product as uncharacterized. NCBI's taxonomy places the organism in Eukaryota, Viridiplantae, Streptophyta, Pinopsida, Cupressales, Cupressaceae. Gene Ontology annotation, cellular component: nucleus. The record is from RefSeq and is a predicted model, not a curated record. The transcript has 8 exons. Gene Ontology annotation, molecular function: histone H4 acetyltransferase activity; histone H2A acetyltransferase activity; protein N-terminal-serine acetyltransferase activity. Bases 310 to 1062 code for a protein of 250 amino acids.
AACCAUGCGUAAAGGCGCGUGGUUAAUCAGACCGGGAGGGUUGGGAAAAUCAAUGACAUGGGCCCUUAAACUUGAGGAUCGUAUCAUCUGGGCUCCUGUUCUUAUGGUACAAAAUACAAGUAGAUAUCUGGCAUAAAUCCUCAUCUAGUUGUCAAUGUCCGAGUGUGAUAUGCAUAAUCGCGCCUUAUAGAAACAAACUCUGCACUGCAGUUCUCAUCCUAUUCCUGUUUGUUUGUUUGGAUUUGUUCAUGGAACACUGAUCCACUAAUUAGUGCACUGGGCAUUCAUUAGAAUGUGGAAAAUUUCUUCAUGGAUUCCAAGAAGCUUACGAGUAAAGAGAAAAAGCUCAAAAGGAGAGAAGAGUUAGCAAAGAAGAAGGUUGUUGAUGAAGCCAUAAAAACGGCAUAUGUUAGACAGGAUCAUUUGUCUGACUUUCCUGCAUUUCAUAAGUAUGACCGGAAUGGUCUGUUGUUACGCUUGGAAUCUGGCACAGGGGCACAACUGACUUCUCUGCAUAAGAACUAUAUUCAAGAGCUAUUAAAGUUGAAUAUGGAGGGUCCAUAUGGGUCAGAAUGGGCAUCAGAACAGAAGACCAAGCGUAGAGAAAUGGUGGCAUUGGAAGCUUGCUAUAUUUUUGUGCGUAAAAUACUUGAUAAUAAUGGGGAUAAUCAUGAGGGUCUUUGGGCUGGAGAAGGGGAGCCCUUGGUUGCAUUUGUACAGUACCGAUUUAUUGUUGAGGAAGAAAUACCUGUACUCUAUGUGUACGAGCUACAGCUGGAGGAGUGUGUUCAAAGAAGAGGCCUUGGAAAAUUUUUGAUGCAGUUGAUUGAGCUUAUUGCCCGAAAGAACAACAUGAAGGCAGUAAUGUUGACCGUCCAAAAAAGAAAUACGUCAGCCAUAAGUUUUUACACCAACAAACUAAGAUAUGUGAUCUCAAGUAUUUCUCCAUCUCGAGUGGAUCCGCUGAUUGGUGCUGAGAAGAGCUAUGAGAUCCUGUGCAAAACUUUUGAUUCUGAAGCCAAAGUUAAAUUGGAGGAAUCCGUUUUGUUAGGCACAUAUUAAUUAUGCCAUGGUCCUCCAGAUUGGGAGAUGUCAAGUUCUUUUUGCCAUUGCUGGAGUUAAAGCUACAGAAGAAUGCAAAUUUUAUAAUGGGAAGAGCCGUUCAAGCCCUAGAGUGGUUGAUUUUUUUGGACAUUUUUAUUCAUUCGUUAUUCUUUAUUCAUUUUUGAAUGUAAAUCUGUAUAUGGGCAUGGUUGGCACAGCAGUUCUAUCUUUAAUCCAUCGAGUGCAUGUUUGGUAGCUGAAAUACAUAAUGCUAGUAUUUUGCAUUGACUAGUUCUUCCACUAAGAAUAGGGUAGCUUACCAAAUUGAAAGCUUUCCUGGUGUAAUUUUUAUAUGUAUUAUUGUUUUAAAAAAUGCUCUGUUAAAGCAAAAUAAAUUGUGAUUGACUUAUUAGAAGAAA